Molecule: messenger RNA, 1548 nt
Organism: Engraulis encrasicolus (European anchovy)
Lineage: Eukaryota; Metazoa; Chordata; Actinopteri; Clupeiformes; Engraulidae
Gene: prrg3
Product: transmembrane gamma-carboxyglutamic acid protein 3
Exons: 4
Coding region: 110-988 (292 amino acids)
Cellular component (GO): extracellular region
Molecular function (GO): calcium ion binding
Source: RefSeq, a predicted model, not a curated record
GUCUUCAUGACUAAUGUGGGUGUUCGGCUAUUGAAAAUAGGGACGGAAUGAGAAGGAAUCUAUGAUAGCCUGAAAGGUCAGCAUAUGCCAGUCUGUGUCGCCGAGUAGUAUGGCAGCUGCAUUCCUGGAUGAAAGAGAUGCACACUCACUCCUCAAGCGCUUCCCCAGAGCCAAUGGCUUCCUGGAGGAGUUCCGGCAGGGCAACAUCGAGCGGGAGUGCGUGGAGGAGAGCUGCAGCUUCGAGGAGGCCAACGAGGUCUUCGAGAACAAGGAGCGCACGAUGGAGUUCUGGAAGAUGCGCAGCAUCGGCAGCAACGCGGAGUCGCGCUCGGACGGCAAGGACGUGGUGUUCAUGGUGGUGCCGCUGCUGGUCAUGACGCUGCUGGCGCUGAUCGGCCUCUUCCUGCUGUGGCGCUGCCAGCUGCAGAAGACCAUGCGCCGCCGCUGGCCCGCCUACCCGCAGCACCGCUACCUGUCCAGCCACCGCAACUCCCGCAGCCUGCCCCGCAUCCUGGUGCACAGGGACUCGCCCGUCGGCCAAUCGCUGGCCUCCGCGGCGGUGGUGGUGUCUGGGUCGUCGGCGUCGUCGACGGGACACUCCGACAACCCCCACCACUCCCACCAUUCCCAGCACCAUCACCACCACCACCAUCACCACCACGCCGGGGGAGCGUCGUCCUCCGCCGCGGCUGCCGGGCUGGUUGAGGCUCACUCCGGUCGGCCCACGGUUGUCAUCAGUGGGGUGGAGAGAGGAGGAAGUAGGAGUAGUAUUGGAUCGGAGCACAUCCUGACGCACCACCCGCCUCCUAACGGGCACGCCCUGUACGUGAAGGACUCCUCCGCCUCCGUCGCCUCGCGUCUGUCGGGCGCCACACCACCGCCGUCUUACGAGGAGGUGACGGGUCACGCCGAGAGCAGCAGCGACGAGACGUCGGCGCCCUACAGCGACCCGCCGCCCAAAUAUGACGAGAUCGUCAGAGACAGAUGAGCCCGAUUAGUGGGACACUGAUGGCAACGGGCCCGGCAACGAACCCCACUGACGAGGAACAGGAGAGAGAGGGAGUGGCUAAACCUUUUUUUUUUGUCACAGCACAACCUUCUGGAUUUUCAACUCUGAAGGGUGUUUUUGUAACAGCAGCUUUCUGACAGAGCACCCUGUGUGUGUGUGUGCGUGUGUGUGUGUGUGUGUGUGUGUGUGUGUGUGUGUGUGUUUCUCUGUAUUUCUGUGUGUGUGUUUGGCCUUUUGCUUCAGACUUCUCCUCUUCCUAAACAAGUUUGCCUUUGGGGAUGUGUGUGUGUGUGUGUGUGUGUGUGUAUGUUUCCUGUCUAAUUAAGAAUUGGCUAAAUUGGCUAAAUGUAUGGCUGCAUUUCCUUCGGCAUCUAUUUGUAUGUUGAGAAAUGCAACCUUUAUAAUAUGUAUGACCACAACCUUUCUCUGUAUGACCACAAGAGUGCAGGCAGAGGCCUUCACCCCUCCCCAUCCCCGUCCCACCUCUAGUCCCAACCUGAGACCCUGUCCACUGUCACACAGGACUCUUUCUGUCUGUC